UAAAGAUAUGCAGAACGUAUACGAUAAUCGGCGUAUAUUUGAUUAUUUAUCUUUAUACAAUGCGAGGUCUCCUCUACAGUUUUGCAAGUAAUUGUACAGGCCAUUAUAAUCCUUUGUAAGUAGUAAGCUUUAAUCAAAGCUGUGUACGAGUACACACACAUAGAUAUAUAUAUAUAUAUAUAUUACAUAUUAAUUAUACAUAAUAUAUCUAAGAAAUCGGGCUUUCAUUUCCCUUUUCGCACUAUAAUAAGAUAAACUAUCCAUGCGGAUAUACAUGCGUAAAAAACUGUAUAUGAUAAGAUAAGUAGGUAAUAUAAGUCGGAUAAAGAUGUCGUUCUUCAGGAGAAAACUUCAUAAAGAAGGCAAAGAUGGCAAGCAUGCGUCUAGUUCCUUAUCUCACAAACUAUCCGGUCCCGAUAUAAGUGCGCCCAUAGACAGUACAAAAAUGCCUAUAAAUGAGAUGCCACUUCUUGUACCGGUACCGCAUGUGAAUGAUAAUAACUCACACACCACGACCAAAAAUAAGGCAGGCGACAAAAAUGGUGGGGUUGAGAAUGAUAUAGAUGGCAUAGUUGGGGCAGAUAGCUCGGAUUAUAGUCGAGGGGGACAACCGUUUGAAGACGACAGUGACUCGGCUAAUUCCUUAGGCUCAAAACUGGGUGCUGGCCUAAGUUUAGGAGGAUUAAAGACUAUUUUAAGUGCUGAGAGCAGCGCUACAGCGAUCGAGCCAAUCGAUACGAACGAACAUGCUUCGCAAGAUACCAUUCAACAGGCAGCCGUAGAAGUGAACACGCUGCGUAAGGGUAGUAGUGGCAGUACGGGGUGUGGCAAACGGCGAAAGUCUUCAAGCGCAAGUACUAGUGAACCCCCGGAGAACCUUCAAGACUAUUUGAUGAUUAAGACUAUAGGUAUG
Molecule: messenger RNA, 913 nt
Organism: Sphaeroforma arctica JP610
Lineage: Eukaryota; Ichthyosporea; Ichthyophonida
Exons: 1
Source: RefSeq, a predicted model, not a curated record